UACAUUCGAAGAGGUGUCCGGGCAUCGGGUUCUUAUGAAGAGUGGACUGGGAAAUCGGUGUCUUUCAGCAUUUGGCAGCACCCACGUGGGUUGUCUCGAAUUUCCUCAUGAAACCGGCCUCAUCCUGAGGUGUGCCGCGAAGGUCAUGAAACUCUUCCAGACAAAGCAGAGGAAUCGACCCUCCUGUGGCGAUCAGGAGGGGAGAAGUGGCUCAGAUGAAGUGCUGCUGGGAACCUCGGUGUUUCCCUCAAGUGAGACAGGGUUGCCUUCGAAGUGGUGUGCGGGCAUCGGGUUCUUAUCAAGAGCGGACCAGGAAAUCGGGGUCUUUUGGAAUGCGGCACCACACACGAGGCUACGUCUCGAAUUUCCUCGUGAGACGGGCCUCAUGCUGAGGUGCCCCUGGAAGGUCGGGAAAGCCUUCCAGACAAAGCAGGUUAAUCGACCCUACUGUCGCGAUCAGGAGGGGAGAAGGGGCUCAGAUGAAGUGGUGCCGGGAACCUCGGUGUUCCCCUUGAGUGAGACCGGUAUGUCAGGGAACUUUUGGGGUCUCAUGAAGCUUGCCAAAUACUGUUUCAAACUUCAAGACGAAACGUGGGACUUCUCUUGAGACGCUGUGGCGGGCAAGGGCCUCAUCUUGUGAUGAAGGGGAAACCACGUGGUUUUUUUCGAGUUGCGAUGGGAUUGUUGACUUACGACGGGGAAUUCAGGCUUCCUCUUCUGUUGGCCCAGGGAAGUCCAUUCUUCCAUUCGAGUUGCCAGGGAGAGCUGGGUGGGAAUUGCUCUCGAGUCACGGCAGGUCAAAAUAGACCUCAUCUAGGCUUGUGUCCAGGACCUAAUGUUCCUCUCCAGGGGCGAUAGGGAUCACGGGGACGCAUUCCAGACUCACCCAGUGAGUCAGGCCUCGGCUCGAGGGGAAGCAAAGGAUUCUGAUAUCCUCCUGGGUCGCGAUAGGUAUCUCUUGGAGCCCACUGAGUGGCCUCCAGGGAGUCAAGCCUCCUGUGGAGUUUGGAGAGAGGACUCCGGAUUGCUCUCCAGGGUAUGCAAUAAAAGAAAGCCCACAUCUCGCGAUGACGUGGACGUCUCGUGGGUUUAAUCCAGCUGGGGCGCCACGUUGUGUUUCUCACGAGGUACGAUGGAGAGCUCAGGGGGCCUCUCGUGCAGCACCAGGGAAGUCAGGUCUCCAUGCCCGUGGUGAGGGGGAGCGGGUAAUUGCUCUCGAGUCAUGUUAGGGGAAUCCGGCCUCAAGACGCGUUGAAGAAGAUCUUUCGAGGUCUUUCUGGGGUUGUGGCAGGAAACGCUGGGUUCCCUCGACUUCUGCCAGGUGACCUCAGAGAGCUACUCAGGUUGCCUCUGAGAAGUCAGGGAUACUGUGGAGUUGGGAGGGGCCUCUCGGGACUCCACUGGGUUUGGUGCAAUGGAAGAGGGCCUCAUUUAGAGUUGAGGCAGGAACCUAAGGGUUCCUCUCCAUUUAAAACUCCGACCACAGGGUCCCUGAAGAGUUGGGACAGGAGAGUCAGGCCUCGUCUUGUGUGGAGGAAUGGAACUCCACUUGCCUCUCGAGUUGUUCACAGGAUAACAGACCAUUUGUCGAGCUGUGAGUGGAACCUUCGGUUUUUUCCGUAAGAUGCAUGAGGGGGUCAGUGCCCCUUCGUGUUGUGCCUUCAUCCACAGGGUUGCCUUCAAAGAGGUGUCCGGACAUCGGGUUCUUAUCAAUAGCAGAGCAGGAAAUCGGGGUCUUUCAGAACGUGGCACCAUCCAUGAGGCUACGUCUCGAAUUUCUUCGUUAGACUGGUGUCAUCCUGAGGUGCGCCAUGAAGAUCGGGAACCCCUUCCAGACAAAGCAGGGGAAUCGACCAUCUUGUCGCGAUCAGGAGGAGUGAAAGGGCUCAGUUGAAGUCGUGCCGGGAACCUCGGUGUUCCCCUCGAGUGGGACCGGUGUGUCGGGAAACUUUUGGGGUCGCUUCAAGGGUGCCAAGUACCGUUUUGCACUUCAAUACGGACUUGGGGCUUCUCUUGACACGCUGUAGAGGGCAAGGGCCUCAUCUUGGGAUGACGGGGGAAUCACGUGGUUUUUCUCAAGGUGCGGCGGGAUUCUCGAGUUACGACGGGGAAUUCAGGCUUCCUCUUGUGUUGGCCCAGGGAAGUCCAAUCUUCCAUUCGAGUUUCGAGGGAGAGCUGGGGUUUGCUCUUGAGUCACUGCAGGGCAAAAGAGACCUCAUCUAGGCUUGUGUCCAGGACCUAAUAUUCCUCUCCAGGGCCGACAGCGAUCUCGGGGUUGCAUUCCAGACGCAUCCUGGGAGUCAGAGCUCGACUCGAGGGGAAGCAAAGGACCCCGCUCUCCUCUCGAGUCGCCACAGGUGUCUCUUGGAGCCCACUGAGUGGCCUAAAGGGAGUCAAGCCCCCUGUGGAGUUUGGAGAGAGGACUCAGGAUUGCUCUCCAGGCCAUGCAGGAAAAGAAGACCCUCAUCUCGCGAUGACAGGGGCGUCUUGUUGGUUUUCUCGAGCUGCGGUGCCAGUGUGCGGUUUCUGACGAGGUGCGACGGGAAGCUCAGGGAGCCUUUCGUGUGGCACCAGGGAAUUCAGGUCUCCAUGCGCAUGGCAAGGGGGAGCGCGUCAUUGCUCUCGAGAUAUGAUACGGGAAUCGGGCCUCAAGACACGUUAAAGCAGGACUCUCAAGGUCUUUCUCGGGUUGCGGCAGGAAACCCUGGGUUCCGUCGACUUCUGCCGGUGACCUUAGGGAGCUUCUCAGGGUGCCUCUGAGAAGUCAGGCAUACUGUGGAUUUGGGACGGGCCUCUCGGGACUCCACUGGUUUUGCUGGCAAUGGAAAAGGGCCUCAUCUUGAGUGGAGGCAGGAACCUCAGGCUUCCUCUCCAUUUCUGACUCGGUGCGCAAGGUCCCUAGAGUUGUGACAGGAGAGUCAGGCAUCGUCUUGUGUGGAGGAAUGGAACUCCGCUUGCUUCUCGAGUUGUUCACGAGGUGACAGACCACUUGUGGAGCUGUGUGAGGAACCUGCGGGUUUUUCCGGAAGAUGCACGGGGUGUCAGUGCCCCUACGUGUUGUGCCUUCAUCCACAGGCUUGCCUUCGAAGAGGUGUCCAGGAGUCUGGUUUUGAUCAAAAGUGGACCAUGGAAUCGGGGUCUUUCGGCAUGUAGUAUGGCCCUCGAGGCUACCUCUCGAAUUUCCUCGUGAGACCGGCCUCAUCCUGAGGUGUGCCGGGAAGGUCGGGAAUCCCUUCGAGACAAAGCAGUGGAAUCGACCCUCCUAUCGCGAUCAGGAGAGGAGAAAGGCCUCAGAUGAAGUGGUGCCGGAACUUCAGUGUCCCCUCUAGUGAGAUCGGUAUAUAGGGGAACUUUUGGGGUCGCAUCAAGGGUGCCAAGUACUGUUUUGCACUUCAAGACGGAAUGUGAGACUUCUCUUGAGACGCUGUAGGGGGCAAGGGCCUCAUCUUGCAAUACGGGGAACCACGUGAUUUUUCUCGAGUUGCGGCGGGUUUCUCAAAUUACAACUGGAAAUUCAGGCUUCCUCUUGUGUUGGCUCAGAAAGGCCAAUCUUCCAUUCGAGUUGCAAGGGAAAGCUAGGGGUUGUGCUUGAGUCACUGCAGGGCCAAAGAGACCUCCUCUAGGCUUUUGUCCAGGACCUAAGGUUCCUCUCCAGGGGCGACAGGGAUCCAGGGUUGCAUUCCAGACUCACCCUCGUAGUCAGGCCUCAUCUCGAGGGGAAGCAAAGGACACCGCUCUCCUCCUGAGUAUCGACGGGUAUCUCUUGGAGCCCACUGAGUGACCUAAAGGGAGUCAAGCCUCCUUUGGAGUUUGGAGAGAGGAUUCGGGAUUGCUCUUCAGGUCAUGCAGGAAAGAAGGCCCUCAUUUCACCAUGACAGGGGCGUCUCGUGGGUUUUCUCGAGCUGCGGCGCCAGUGUGGGGUUUCUCACGAGGUACGAUGGGGAGCUCAGGGAGCCUCUCAUGUGGUGCCGGGGAAGUCAGAUCUUCAUGCGCGUGGCGAGGGGGAGCGCGUCAUUUUUCUCCAGUCAUGGUAGGGGAAUCGGGCCUCAAGACGCGUGAAGAAGGACUCUCGAGGUUUUUCUCAGGUUACGGCAGGAAACCCUGGGUUCCGUCGACUUAUGCCCGUGACCUCAGGGAGCUUUUCAGGGUGCCUCUGAGAAGUCAGGGAUACUGUGCAGUUGGGAGGGGCCGCUCCGAACUCCACUGGGUUUGGUGCAGUAGAAGAGGGCCUUAUCUCGAGUUGAGGCAGGAACCUCAUGGUUCCUCUCCAUUUCUGAAUCGGAUCUCAGUGUCCAUGCAGAGUUGGGACAGGAGAGUCAGGCCUCGUCUUGUGUGGAGGAAUUUAACUCCUCUUGCCUCUCGAGUUGUUCACGGGGUGACAGGCCACUUGUCGAUCUGUAUGUGGAACUUGCGGGCUUUUCCAACGAUGCAGGAGGGUGUCAGACCCCUUCGUUUUGUGCCUUCGUCCACAGGAUUGCCUUCGAAGAGGUGUCCUAGCAUUGGGUUCUUAUCAAGAGCAGACAGGGAAAUCGGGGUCUUUCGGCGUGUGGCACCAACCACAAGGCUACGUCUCGAAUUUCCUCGUGAGACCGGCCUCAUCCUGAGGUGCGCCGGGAAGGUCCGGAACCCCUUCCAGACAAAGCAGGGUAAUCGACCCUCCCGUCGCGAUCAGGAGGGGAUAAGGGGCUCAGAACAAGCGGUGCACCGAACCUUGGUGUUCCCCUCGAGUGAGACCAGGGUGUCGGGGAACUUUUGUGCUAACAUCAAGGUUGCCAAUUAUCGUUUUAAACUUCAAGAUGGAACGUAGGGCUUCUACUGAGACGCUGUAGCUGGCAAGGGCCUCAUCUUGCGAUGACGGGGGAACCACGUGGUUUUCCUCGAGUUGCAGCGGGAUUUUCGAAUUACGACGGGGAAUUCAGGUUUCCUCUUGUGUUGUCCCAGGGAAGUCCAUUCUUCCAUUCGAGGUGCGAGGGAGAGCAGGGGAUUGCUCUCGAGUCACUUCAGGGCAAAUGAGACCUCAUCUAUGCUUGUGUCUAGGACCUAAUGUUCCUCUCCAGGGGCGACAGGGAUCUCGGGGUUGCAUUCCAGACUCACCUGAGGAGUCAGGCCUGGUAUAUAGGGGAAGCAAAGAAUUCCGCUCUCCUCUCGAGUCCCAACGGGUAUCUCUUGGAGCCCACAGAGUGGCCUAAAGGGAGUCAGGCCUCCUGUGGAGUUUGAAGAGAGGCCUCGAGAUUGCUCUCCAGGCCAUGCAGGAAAAGAAGGCCUUCAUCUCGCGAUGACGGAGGCGUCUCGUGGGUUUUCUCGAGCUGGGGAGCCAGUGUGGGAUUUCUCACGAGGUAUGACGGGGAGCUCAGGGAGCCUCUCGUGUGGCGCCAGGGAAGUCAAGUCUCCAUGCGAGUGGCGAGGGGGAACGCGUCAUUGCUCUCGAGUCAUGGUAGGGGAAUCGGGAUUCAAGAUGCGUUGAAGGAGGAUUUUCGAGGUCUUUCUCGGGUUGCGUCAGGAAACCCUGUGUUCCCUCGACUUGUGCCAGGUGACCUCAGGGAGCUUCUAAGGGUGCCUCUGAGAAGUCGCGAUACUGUGGAUUUGGGAGGGGCCUCUCGGGCCUCCACUGUUUUUGGUGUAAUGGAAGAGGGCCUCAUCUCGAGUGGAGUCAGGAACCUCAGGGUUCCUCUCCAUUUCGGACUCCGAUCGCAGGGUCCCUUCAGAGUUGGGACCGGAGAGUCAGGCCUCGUCUUGAGUGGAGGAAUGGAACUCUGCUUGCCUCUCGAGUUGUUCAUGGGAUGACAGGCCUCUUGUCGAGCUGUGUGUGGAACCUGCGGCUUUUACCGAAUGAUGCACGGGAGUGUCAGUGACCCUUCGUUUUGUGCCUUCGUCCACAGGGUUGCCUUCGAAGAGGUGUCCGGGCAUCGGGUUCUUCUCAAGAGUGGGCCGGGAAAUCGGGGUAUUUCGGCAUGUGACACCACCCACGACGCUAUGUCUCGAAUUUCCUCGUGAGACCGGCCUCAUCCUGAGGUGCGCCGGGAAUGUGGGGAACCCCUUCCAAACAAAGCAGGGGAAUAGACCCUCCUGUCUCGAACAGGAGGGGAGAAGGUGCUCAGAUGAAGUGGUGCGGGAACCUCGGUGUUCCUGUCGAGUGAGACCGGCGUGUCCGGGAACAUUUGGUGUCGCAUCAAGGGUGCAAAGUACCGUUUCGCACUUCAAGACGGAACGUGGUUCUUUUCUUGAGACGCCAUAGCAGCAAGGGCCUCAUCUUGGGAUGACGUUGGAAACACGUGGUUUUUCUCGAGUUGCGGCGGGAUUCUCGAGUUACGAAGGGGAUUUCUGGCUUCCUCUUGUGUUGGCCCAGGGAAGCCCAAUCUUCCAUUCGAGUUGCGAGGGAGAGCUGGGGGUUGCGCUCGAGUCACUGCAGGGCAAAAGAAACCUCAUCCAGGCUUGUGUCUAGGACCUAAUGUUCCUCUCAAGGGAUGACUGGGAUCUUGGGGUUGCAUUCUAGACUCACCCAGGAGUCAGGCGUCCUCUCGAGGGGAAACAAAGGACUUCUCUCUCUUCUCGAGUCGCGACGGGUAUUUCUUGGAGCCCACUGAGUGGACUAAAGGGAGUCAAGCCUCCUCUGGAGUUUGGAGAGAGGACUCGGGAUUGCACUCCAGGACAUGCAGGAAAAGAAGGCCCUCAUCUCACGAUGACGGGGGGGGGGGUCUCGGUGGUUUUACCGAGCUGCAGCGCCUGUGUUGGUUUCUCAGGAGGUACGACGGGGAGCUCAGGGAGCCUCUUGUGUGGCGCCAGGGAAGUUAGGUCUCGAUGCGUGUGGCGAGGGGGAGCGCGUCAUUGCUCUCGAGUCAUGGUAGGGGAAUCAGGCCUCUAGACGCGUUGAAGGACUCUCAAGAUCUCUCUCGGGUCUUGGCAAGAAUACCUGGGUUCCCUCGACUUGUGCCGGUGACCUCAGGGAGAUUCUCCGGGUGCCUCUGAGAAGUCAGGGAUACUGUGGAGUUGGGAAAGACCUCUCGGGACUCCACUGGGUUUGGUGAAAUGGAAGGGGGCCUCAUCUCGAGGGGAGGCAGGAACCUCAGGGUUCCUCUCCAUUUCUGAUUCCGAUCGCAGCCCCCUGCAUAGUUGGGAGAGGUGAGUCAGGCCUUGUCUUGUGUGCAGGAAUGGACCUCCGCUUGCCUCUCGAGUUGUUCACUGGGUGACAGGCACUUGUUGAGCUGUAUGAGUAACCUGCGGUCUUUUCCGGACGAUGCACGGGGGUGUCAGUGCCCCUUCGUGUUGUGCCUUCAUCCACACUAUCUUCGAAUAGGUGUCUGGGCAUCGCGUUCUUAUCAAGAGCGGAUCGGGAAAUCGCGGUCUUUCGGCAUGUGGCACCACCAUCGAGGCUACGUCUCGAAUUUCCUCGUGAGACAGCCUCAUCUGAGGUGCGUGGAGAAGGUCGGGAACCCCUUGCAGACAAAGCAGGGGAAUCGACCCUCCUUUCGCGAUCAGGAGGGGAGAAGGGGCUCAGAUGAAGUGGUGCCAGGAACCUCGGUGUUCCCCUCUAGUGCGACCCGUAUGUCGGGGAACUUUUGGGGUAGCAUUAAGGGUGCCAAAUAUCAUUUCGCACUUGAAGACAGAACGUGGGACUACUCUUGAGACGCUGGAGCGGGCAAGGGCCUCAUCUUGCAAUGACGGGGGAACCACGUGGUUUUUCUCAAGUUGAGGCGGAAUUCUCGAAUUACUACUGGGAAUUCAGGCUUCCUCUUGUGUUGGCCCAGGGAGGUCCAAUCUUCCAUUCGGGUUGCGAGGGAAAGCUGGGGAGUGCUCUCGAGUUACUGCAGGGCAAAAGCGACCUCAUCUAGCCUUGUGUUCAGGACCCAAUGAUCCUCUCCAAGGGCGACAGGGAUCUCGGGUUUGCAUUACAGACUCACCCGGGGAGUUAGGCCUCGUCUCGAGGGGAAGCAAAGGACUCGGCUAUCCUCUCGAGUUGCGACGCGUAUCUCUUGGAGCCCACUGAGUGGUCUAAAGGGAGUCAACCCUCCUCUUCAGUUUGGAGAGAGGACUCGGGAUUGCUCUCCAGGCCAUGCAGGAAAAGAAGGCCCACAUCUCGAGAUGACGGGGGCGUCUCGUGGGUUUUCUCGAGCUGCGGCGCCAGUGUGGGGUUUCUCACGAGGUACGACGGGGAGUUCAGGUAGCCUCUCGUGUGGCAACAGGGAAGUCAGGUCUCCAUGGGCGGGGCAAGGGGGAGCGCGUCAUUGCUCUCAAGUCAGGGUAGGGGAAUCGGGCCUCAUGACGGGUUGAAAAAGAACUCUCGAUGUCUUUCUAGGGUUGCGGCAGGAAACCCUGGGUUCCCUUGACUUGUGCCGGUGACCUCAGGGAGCGUCUCAGGGUGCCUCUGAGAAGUCAGGGAUACUGUGGAUUUGGGAGAGGCCUCUCGGGACUCCUCUGGGUUUGGUGCAAUGGAAGUGGGCCUCAUCUCGAGUUGAGGCAGGAACCUCAGGGUUCUGCUCCUGACUUCCUGGAGGCCGGAUCUGACUCAGAUCGCAGGGUCCCUGUUGAGUUUGCUCAGGAGUGUCAGGUCUCGUGUUCUGCGGAGGAAUGGAACUCCGCUUACAUCUCAAGUUGUUCAAGGAUAACACCACUUUUCGUGAUGUGUGUGGAACCUGCGGGUUUUUCGGAGAUGCACGGGGGCGUCAGUGCUCCUUCCUGUUGUGCCUUCAUCCACAGGGUUGCCUUCGAAGAGGUGUCCGGGCAUCGUGUUCUCCUCAAGUGCGGACCGGGAAAUUGGGGUCUUUCAGCAUGUUGCACCACCCACUAGGCUACGUCUCGAAUUUUCUCGUGAGACCGGCCUCAUCCUGAGGCGCGCAGGAAAGUCCGGGAACCCUUUCCAAACAAAGCAGGGGAAUCGACCCUACUUUCGGGAUCAGGAGGAGAGAAAGGGCUCAGAUGAAGUAGUGCCGGGAACCUCGGUGCUCUCCUUGAGUGAAAGUCGGGUAACUUUUCUGGUUGCAUCAAGGGUGCCAAGUACCGUUUCGCACUUCAAGACGGAACCUGGGACUUCUCUUGAGAUGCUGUAGUGGGCAAGGGCCUCAUCUAGCGCUGACGGGGGACCCACGUGUUUUUUCUCGAGUUGCGGCAGGAUUCUUGAGUUACGAUGGGGAAUACAGGUUUCCUCUUGUGUUGGCCCAGGGAAGUCCAAUCUUCCAUUCGAGUUGCAAGUGAGAGCUGGAGAUUGCUCUCGAGUCACUGCAGGGCAAAAUAGAGCUCAUCUAGGUUUGUGUCCAGGACCGAGUUUUUCUCUCCAGGGGCGACAGGGAUCUCGGGGUUGCAUUCCAGACUCACCCGGGGAGUCAGGCCUCGUCUCGAAGGGAAUGAAUGGACUCCGCUCUCCUCUCGAGU
Bubalus bubalis (water buffalo) is the source of this 9366-nucleotide messenger RNA. RefSeq lists its product as uncharacterized. The record is from RefSeq and is a predicted model, not a curated record. The transcript is spliced from 2 exons. Lineage: Eukaryota; Metazoa; Chordata; Mammalia; Artiodactyla; Bovidae. Bases 3872 to 4807 code for a protein of 311 amino acids.